Messenger RNA from Chaetomium strumarium, 849 nucleotides. RefSeq names its product glutamate-cysteine ligase-domain-containing protein. Gene Ontology annotation, molecular function: glutamate-cysteine ligase activity. Gene Ontology annotation, cellular component: glutamate-cysteine ligase complex. Lineage: Eukaryota; Fungi; Ascomycota; Sordariomycetes; Sordariales; Chaetomiaceae. Gene Ontology annotation, biological process: glutathione biosynthetic process. Bases 1 to 849 code for a protein of 282 amino acids. The record is from RefSeq and is a predicted model, not a curated record. The transcript has 4 exons.
AUGCCGCUCGAGAACGACCGCUGGCGGACACCCAAGUCGCGCUACGCGUCCAACUCGACGUACAUCUCCGAGGACCCCCGGCUGCGGCCCGAGUACUUCGAUUCGGACCUGGUCAUCGACGAGAACAUCAAGCAGCAGCUGCUCGACGGCGGCAUGGACGACCGGCUGGCGACGCACUUUGCACACCUCUUCAUCCGCGACCCCAUCGUCAUCUUCUCCGAGGACCUCAAGGAGCUGGACCUGACCAAGACGGACCACUUCGAAAACAUCCGAAGCACCAACUGGCAGCACAUGCGGUUCAAGCCGCCGGCGGCCGACAACAGCAUCGGAUCACCGACCCUGAGAACGCCGCCUUCGCCGUCUUUCAUCGUGCUCAUCACGCGCGUCAUUCUCAGCUACAACCUCAACUUCUACAUCACCAUCAAGAAGGUCGACGAGAACAUGCAGACGGCCCACGCCCGCGCCCACCCCCUCCCUUCUCAACCACCCCGGCAGGACGAAGACGAAGAGGACGGGGACUUCUUUCCCGGCCUCAUCCCCCUCGCCGAGAGCUACCUCGACUCGGUCAAUGUCGACGUCGCCACCCGCUGCCGCCUCGCUACCUACCUCGAACAACAGACGCCGGCCAGGAGGAAAGCUGUGGCACAGCGCUUCCGUGUUUUAGCAUCCGGGAUCCGUCGGCAUUCGGGAUCCGUCGGGUAUCAGAUGCAAUAUUCAGAUGACAAAGGCCCAGCAACAGACGCCGGCCAGGAAAGUUGUGGCACAGCGCUUUCGUGUUUUAGCAUCCGGGAUCCGUCUGGUAUCAAAUACAAUGUUCAGACAACAGAGGCCGAACAACAGACCGGGUAA